AUGGAGAAGCAGUUUUCGCCCCAAGAUCUUUUGGUGGAGGCGCUACUUGAAGCAGUGGCGCAGUACGAAGAAAUCGCCAACUCGCCUUUCCGCGAAAACUUCAUAGGCGGGUUCCAGAGUUUGAGCCGGGCGAAUUUUUCGGGCGCGCGCCGUUUUGGCGCCGAUUCGUUCGACAUGCGCCCUCACCUGGCCUGCGCGACAGUCGAGUGUGGAACGGAGUUUUCUCUCGUGAGCGAGGUGCCAAGAAAGAAAGAGAGAAAAGAAAGGAAGAAAGAGAGCAAGGAAGAUAAAAAGGAGGUUAAGAAGGAAGUCAAAGAGGAAGUCAAAGAGGAAGUGACCACUACAAAAGAGACCAGGGACACAAAAAAAAAAGACGCCGAAGCAAAUGGUCUGAAGGACGAUGGAGAGGCCGAACGUUUGGCUGAGUUUUUGGGCGAGGUGCGCGUUUCUGGCCGAGACUCGCGCCAACUUCGCAGCAGAGAAAAGGCUCGAACAGCACUGAGUUUGCCUUCUGAGGGUAAAAACUCAGAAGCUUUGGAGCGGGAAAAGGAAAAGCUGGAAGAGCUGAAAAAUCUGGAAACGCUGGAAACGCUGGAAAUGGAAAAGCUGGAAAAGCUGAAAAAUAUGAAAAACCUGAAAAAUCUGGAAAAGCUCGAGACACUCUCGAAACCAGAUCUGCCAGAGCAAGCAAAAUCUCUGGAACCCAAAGAUCCAAUGGCCCAGUUCGGCGCUCUUGUGCCUCUACAGUUGGUUCAAGCCCAGCAAUCUUUUCAUAGCGCCUUGGAAAACUCGAUCCACCUAGCCAAUUUGCAGAAAAAAAUAGUUUCUCUAGUUGCUGAGAUCGAGAAGCUCUCGCUCUGA
Molecule: messenger RNA, 861 nt
Organism: Clavispora lusitaniae ATCC 42720
Lineage: Eukaryota; Fungi; Ascomycota; Pichiomycetes; Serinales; Metschnikowiaceae
Gene: VMA22
Product: Vma22p
Biological process (GO): vacuolar proton-transporting V-type ATPase complex assembly
Source: RefSeq, a predicted model, not a curated record